This is a messenger RNA of Impatiens glandulifera, 1835 nucleotides long. Its product is annotated as alpha-L-fucosidase 1. The transcript is spliced from 3 exons. Gene Ontology annotation, biological process: glycoside catabolic process; fucose metabolic process. Gene Ontology annotation, molecular function: alpha-L-fucosidase activity. Bases 158 to 1693 code for a protein of 511 amino acids. The record is from RefSeq and is a predicted model, not a curated record. Gene Ontology annotation, cellular component: lysosome. NCBI's taxonomy places the organism in Eukaryota, Viridiplantae, Streptophyta, Magnoliopsida, Ericales, Balsaminaceae.
UCUGAUCUGAUCUGGGAACCAAUGGUCAAUGACUCAAUUAAGGAGUGUGGGAAUUUAUCUAGCGAAAUGGAUCGGAUGAUCGCUGAAAUGCAUCUUCGGAUCCCAAACCCAACUUCAUAAACCCUGAAAAUCUAUCUUAUUAGAUUAUAUAUACUCUAUGAUGUUCAAUCUUCUUCUUCUUACACUCUCAGUUUCGUCCUACUCAAUCCCCUCGGCUGUACGUCCUCCGAUUCCGAUCCUACCCAUCCCAACCUCCUCUCAACUCUCAUGGCAGCUCUCGGAGAUGUCUAUUUUCCUUCACUUCGGCAUAAACACCUUCACCGAUUCUGAAUGGGGAACCGGGAAAGCCGACCCAUCCAUCUUCAAUCCCUCCGCACUAGACGCCGCGCAGUGGGUCAGAGUAGCCAAAGAGAACGGAUUCGGUAGCGUAAUUCUCACGACCAAACACCACGAUGGUUUCUGCCUUUGGCCUUCCGACUAUACUGACUAUUCAGUUAAAACCAGUCCUUGGAAGGACGGUAAUGGUGACAUUGUGGCGGAAUUAGCGGCGGCAGCCAAGGACGCCGGUGUACAAAUGGGUCUUUAUCUUUCUCCUUGGGAUAGACACGAGCCUGAUUUUGGCAAGACCCUUGAGUAUAAUGAAUACUAUAUGGGUCAAAUGGCUGAGCUUCUAACAAGGUAUGGUGAAGUAACUUACGUGUUCUUGGAUGGUGCGAAAGGAGAUGAUAAGAAAAUGGAGUAUUUCUUUCAAAAUUGGUUUGCUCGAAUUCAUCAGCUGCAGCCCGGAGCAGUUAUCUUUUCUGAUUCCGGCCCGGAUGUGCGGUGGGUAGGAAAUGAAUAUGGUGUCGCUGGCACUACUUGUUGGUCGACAUUCAACACCACCGCGGUUAUGAUUGGCGGCGACAAUGAUCCCAAAUACGCGGAAGGAGGAGAUGCUUUUGGUCUGGACUGGGUGCCGGCCGAGUGCGAUGUUUCCAUCAGACCCGGUUGGUUCUGGCAUAAACAUGAGUCUCCAAAGACUGCCGAGACUCUUCUUGAUUUAUAUUAUGAAUCAGUUGGAAGAAACUGUCAUUUUUUGCUAAAUAUACCUCCUAAUAAAUCAGGACUAAUAUCAGAUGAAGAUAUAACAGUCCUUCAAGAAUUCACCCAACUUAGAAAAUCCAUCUUCUCUAAUAACCUAGCCAAGAACGCAGCCAUCUCCUCUAGCAGUACAAGAGGAGGAAAAGGAGGUUCAGGCUCAGCCUCUCGGUUUAGCCCCGAGAGUGCGUUGUUGGAAGAAAUUUCCACUUAUUGGGCUCCAGAAGAAAAACAACACGAAUGGGUUCUGUUCUUGGAUUUUCAGGAGGAAGUGACUUUCAAUGUAUUGCAAGUUAAAGAACCGAUUCAAAUGGGUCAGCGUGUUUAUGGGUUCCAUCUCGAUUCCUUGGACAAGAAUGGUCAAUGGAAACAAGUUACCUAUGGAACAACAGUUGGUUACCAGAGACUAUUGAGAUUCCCACUAACAAAAGCAACUAGUCUGAGGCUUGUUGUCACAAGUUCUCGCGCAGAUCCCCUGAUUUCAUACUUGGGAAUCUAUUUCGAUAAAGUGUGGUCUGCAAAAUCUGGAAAGAGCUCGUCACCACCACACUUCAAUGGCAGCCACAUUCUUCAUCAAACUGUAUACAACCAUAGUACACUAGUUGCUUCAGUUUAGUUCUCGAAUCAAAUUAUUGUACAUUAGAGAUUCAGAUGUCAAAAAGCAUACACACUCUUAAGUUUGAUUCAUAUGGCCACGAGUUGUUCCUGAAAUGUUUAUUACCUCCAAUGCUUUGUAGGUGGAAACUCAUUUUGCUUCA